Molecule: messenger RNA, 3180 nt
Organism: Dendrobium catenatum
Lineage: Eukaryota; Viridiplantae; Streptophyta; Magnoliopsida; Asparagales; Orchidaceae
Exons: 3
Coding region: 1-2778 (925 amino acids)
Source: RefSeq, a predicted model, not a curated record
AUGGGCUUAGUUCGAAAUCCUAGUUUAAGAAGUGAGGAGUACUUGGAUGGUAUAAUUACAGAUUAUGUUAAUGGAAAAGGAAGUAAGAUUAGAGCAGCCAAGCGCUCUACUUCACGCCUUGUUACUAUUCUCACUUGUCUUCAACUUGCAUUUGCAAUCUAUGCGACUUUCCUACUAUAUUACAUGAGCCCGGCUAUUGAUCUGAGAACUAAACCGGACUUCUCAUGGGCAACUCAAAUAGCAAAACAAUGGAAGAACUUCAUAGUUCAGCCUAGAAUGUUAUCUGUCCUCCAAGAUAAUCCAGUGAUGAUUCAGUCCCCAAUGGAGGUCUGUGAGUAUGAAAAAAUCGAUUUUGAGCAGAAGAAAUCAAAUGAUGAAGUCAUGAUAAGGCUCAAAAGAGAGCUUUAUGAUGAGAUAUUAGAGUUUCAGAAGAAGAACUCAGGAACUGAAACACUGGCUGAGCUCAUGAAUAUGAAGUCUCAGUGGAGCAUUAACGGUCCAAAAAUUCCGAAAAUUACUGUAAUUUUGAACCACUUCAAGAGGAAAACUCUUUGUGCUCAACUGAACUCACUGCUAAAUCAGACACUUCCCUUCCAUCAUGUAUGGGUUCUUUCUUUCGGGAGCCCAAAUGAACUUUCAUUAAGGAGAAUUGUGGAAAGUUAUAAUAAUUCGAGGAUUAGCUUCAUAAGCUCAAGCUACGAUUUCAAGUAUUAUGGAAGGUUUCAGAUGGCAUUGCAGACAGAAUCAGACUUUGUUUACAUUAUUGAUGAUGAUAUGAUUCCUGGGAGGAAAAUGCUGGAGAUUUUAGCUCAUGUUGGGGGUAUAGAAAAGUAUAAGAAUUCUGUUUUGGGGAGCAUUGGAAGGAUCUUGCCAUUUAGGCAGAAGGAUUUUACUUUUCCAAGCUACAGAAAGUUCAGGACAAAGGAGACAGGGCUAUAUUUGCCUGAUCCUGCCUAUAACAUCACAGUAAAUAAGAUAGUUCAGGUCGAUUUCCUGUCUAGCUCAUGGUUUCUAUCUACUAAUCUUGUCAAGACAUUAUUUGUUGAGACUCCCUUAACUUUCAUGACUGGUGAAGAUCUGCACCUCAGCUAUCAGCUCCAGAAAUACAGAAAUGCAGGCUCAUUUGUGCUACCUGUUGAUCCAAAUGACAAGGAAACAUGGGGAGAUAGUGAGCACAGGCUUGCUUAUGUUUCUGAAACCACAGUUAUCUUUAAGGAUAUCAUACAGGUUCGAGAUGAUCAAUGGUGGAGGGCGCUCUCCACCGGUUAUAUCACUCAAUGGGCAGCCAUGAACCCACAGAAGAUAGAUGCUCUCUUCUAUGCUCAUUCUAUAGGAGAAGUGAAAGCUCUAGCCCCACUCCUCGAAAAAUUUCGCUCCACGGUUGGAAGAAAGGCCUACAUUGCUGUCUCUGGUGGUAAGUACUGCCCUUGUGAAGAAGCUACAGAUGUUCUCAAAUGGCCAAAAUCUGUUUGCAAGGAGAGGAGGUUUAAGAUCUUAGAUUUGGAGAUCGGAUCUAUUUCCGAUGUGUCGAAUUCAGAAGUUCCAAUUAUGCAAGCUGUGUACUCUAGCAUGAAAGGGCUUGUUAAGAUCCACAAUCCAAGCCUUCUUAUAACAGUAGCAGAUAUAGAUGAGAAUGUUAAAAAUGCACUAAAAAUGGCUUCAGAAAGUAGCUUGAACCACUCAGUACUUGUUCUUUUGCCUAGAUCUGCUAUAACUAAGGUUCUAUGGAUGCCUGAUUUAAGACCUUCUGCAUUGCCAAACUGGAACAGAAUGAAAAUCUCUGUCAACAUCAUCACCCAGAACCGUGCAAACUCUCUUCAAAGACUCCUUCUAUCCCUCAAGAAUGCAUUUUAUCUUGGUGAUGAAAUCCCUCUAAGUUUCAACAUGGACAGCAAAGUUGAUGAACCAACUCUUAAAGUUGUUGGAUCCUUCCAUUGGCCCCAUGGACCCAAACACAUACGAAGAAGGAUCAUCCAAGGUGGCCUCAUUCGAGCAGUGAGCGAGAGCUGGUAUCCUGCUUCUGAUGAUGACUUUGGUCUCCUUCUUGAAGAUGACAUUGAGGUCUCCCCUUACUACUACCUCUGGAUCAAAUACUCACUCCUUUCAUUCCACUACGACCCCCAAAUCUCUCUCCCAGAGCUAUCUUCAAUUUCCCUUUACAGUCCUCGCCUUGUCGAAGUUGUCAAAGAAAGGCCCAAAUGGAAUGCCACAGAUUUCUUCAAGAAAAUACAUCCCAACACUCCUUAUCUACACCAGCUCCCUUGCAGUUGGGGUGCUGUGUUCUUCCCCAAGCAAUGGAGGGAAUUCUAUGCUUAUAUGAGCUCAAGAUUCACAGAAGAUGCAAAGCAAAACCCAGUUCAAAUCCCCAAGUCAAGAACUAAUGGCUGGCAGGCUUCAUGGAAGAAGUUUCUGAUUGAUAUGAUGUAUUUGAGGGGUUAUGUGAGUCUCUAUCCAAACUUCCCCAAUCAAAUGAGCUUCUCAACCAACCACAUGGAACCUGGUGCUCAUAUCAGUGCAAAAGACAAUAUUCUGAAGCACAACAAGGAGGACUUUGAAGUGCCAUUGAUGAAGGAUGAUUUCACAAGGUUCUUGCCGUCGGGGAAGAUGCCGCCGGCAUCAAGGCUUCCAGUAAUCAAUCUGUUCAACCAGGCAAUAUCUUUGAAGGGGUUGAAGAUGGCUGGAGCUAAGCUUGGGCAGGAUAUCAUUAGCUGUGGAGAGAUGGAGAUUGUUGUGGCUGAUCAUGCCACAGGCUUGCCUAAAAAUUGCUCAAAGUUCUAAACCAUGAAUUGUAUUGUUCUUUGUCAAUCAUAGACUUCAUUUUUUUUUAAAUGUUUCUGAUCAUUUUAUGUCACUUAAUGAUGCCAAAAGUGGCAACUUUCAUUCUAUUUGUGAUUCACUCUUUCAAAUGAUUUAUGCAUAUAAGCAAUUGAGGCAUGUUUGGCCAAAUCCUAUUUGAGUUGGAAUUUGAUGUCAAAAAGGAUGAGUUUUUAAGAGGAUCACAUUAAAAUCUUAUUUUUUAACAGAGAGCAUGAAUUGAUAAAAUAUUAAAAGAUCGAGGUUGUUCUUUAAAGGGACAGUUUCUGCUCCUUGGCCUUCAUGUAGCCAAGUUGCCCAUUAAAGGGUGAUCUGAUCCUUUCUCCUAAUCAAUUUCCAACUAAUUUAAUUGAAUAGAUUAGUGUG